GCUGCAUUGAGUAAAUUUUUAAAUAAUUAAAAAAAUAAUUCAAACGAACGUUGGACUUAAACUAUAGACAUAAAUUAUGGCUGGAAUCGAUUUAGAGCUAAUAGAAGAUGCGAUUACCGAGUUUAAUUUCAACGUUACGAAAUUGAGCAAAGCACUGUCUUUUUUUGAAAUUGGUCCGUGUAAAACAGCAAAUCUUAAUGUGGCCAUCCACCAGUUAGAAUCCAGUACUGUUGUUCUCUGUGACUCACUUGAAAAGGCAAUUCGACUUGCCACAUCCAAAAUUGGUUAGGUACAUGUUAUUAUGACCACCACAAGCUUAUGCAAAUAUCAGUAUUUUUAGAAGUAAACACGCGUAAUGAAGAACUAGAAAGUUUGAGAGCGUACAAGAAAAACUCCGAAUAUUUAUUGAAAUCACAAAAUGAGAAAAUAUUCAAACUUCAAACGAAUCUCACGGAAACGCGAGACCAGGUAGUCAGGCAGUCCGAGUCGGUUUCUUGGAUUGGUUCAAUAAUGGGAGCGAUGCUGUGGAAAACCUGCAAACAGCAUGAAAGCGUUAAGGCACUUAUAGGAACCGAAAGCCUGAAGGAGUUUCUGGGGAUGGCUAACUGCGUUCUCAGUAGUUUUGUGAUUCGACAAAGCAACAGUAAUGUGCUACUUUCAGCUGAGAGCGAAGAUUACAAGUUUGUUGCAUCACUUUGUGGCAUUUUAACGAAUCUGGCUGCCUUCCCAGAAGGAAGAGCUCAUUUAGCCACAGAAGCAGACGGCCUCAUCUUGGCUAAUAAUUUACUUCAUGCAAUACAACUGUUCCAAAUGCCCGAGGGAAGACUACUGAAACGGAUGUCUCUGACUUUUGUAUACAACAUUUGUCUAGAACCGAGCGGGAUUCGAUUUGUUUUAGAUGACGAAAAUCGUCUGCGGAGUGUGGUCGAUUGUUUAAGUCCGGUCAAUUCGGAAGAUGUACUGACGGUGGCCGUCAGCUUGGCAAUAAUGCUGAUCAAAGCAGCACCGGAAUUCCAAAUUAAAUCGAUGAUUGCUCAUCUAAUUCCCAAAGCAAUCGUCAAAAACAUGAUCAACACAAAUAAUCAGCAACUCAAGGAAGCUGCAGCUCAUUUGGUCGAGCUAAUAGAAUUUGACUGGUUAAAGGCAGCAGCAAUGGCAGAAACAAAAUCGGAACGCUUUUGA
Malaya genurostris is the source of this 1182-nucleotide messenger RNA. RefSeq lists its product as uncharacterized. The record is from RefSeq and is a predicted model, not a curated record. The coding region runs from base 319 to 1182 and encodes 287 amino acids. NCBI's taxonomy places the organism in Eukaryota, Metazoa, Arthropoda, Insecta, Diptera, Culicidae. Gene Ontology annotation, cellular component: cytosol. The transcript is spliced from 3 exons.